CAGAAUAGUAUUUGCAAAUUGUCUAGAAGUGAGGUGGAGAUUAUGAGGGCUUGGCGCAGUGGUGGAGUUCCGAGAGCUGACGUGCCUAGUGUGACCAAGCAGUCGAUCUGGAUCAGGCGCCGUAAGACUGACCCACGUAGAUUACCAAAUCCUAGCUCUGAGAACGAACCGUGGUUUAUAACUUGACAGUGGAGUGGAUCAAGCUUAACUACGAAGUCCGAAUGACCGAGCACUCGCUAUUCCAACGGCGGCGAAAGCGGGGUGUAACUAAUGCAAAGUAGACAGAUAUAUAGAAUCAGCAAGUGGCCGGUCCAAGCAUCAACAUAUCCGUCCUCACCUACAGUACCAAGUUGUACAACACACACAACGAACACAAUGUCAGCUAUUUCCACCAAGGAUCUCAAGAUCAUCGUCACUGGCUUGACUGUCCACGCCGACAUCCCGGCCUACUUUCGCGAGCUAUACGGCACGCCCCAGCAGAUCCAAUCUGCCAUCGACCUCGACGAGCAACGCAUCCGCGAAGCGGGUGUCGAUGUCACUUCCUACCAGAUCGACGACGCCGAUACUGCAGGUGGCCUACAGUGGCUAGACAACAAACUCCGUUCUGAGAAAUUCGACGGCAUCAUCCUCGGUUCAGGCCUGCGGCUUAUUCCAACUCAGACGGAGCUGUUUGAGAACGCGGUGAAUGUCUGCAGGAGGGCGAACCCGGAUGUCCGGCUCAUGUUCAAUGCGGGGCCAGGAACGAACUGGGACACAUUGCAGAGGAACUUGGAGAAUUUGAAGUGAGCUUUUUGAAGCUGCCGCUGUUGAAAAGGGUGUCCUGUAGUUGAAGGGGUUGAGGUCAAGAACGACCACAACGAUCUGUGCAUCUCGGUUUAUGACCAACAGUGGCUCGAAUGUAACCACUACGUCCGGCCAGGAGGUCUAGAUUAGCUGCAGUGAAUAGAAUUAUUUGCCAUGGCUCAACGCCUGUCAUGUUUUGCACAAAUCCCAUCACCAGUUAGCUGUCUCCUGUCUAUUGUGACGUUUGCAGACUUUUGCUCGCUUGCAUGUGGUCGUCUGCCCAAGGAGACUGGCACUCGUUGAAUCGACCGCUCCGAUGUGUUUGAAUGUCACUCUCUGGCUGCGCUGAAGAGCGGGAAGAGGUUCCCAACCAACCUGUCAGGCUUCCACAACAUAUUGAGAGAUCGUGUUCGAAUUGCUGAGGCUGACA
Messenger RNA from Boeremia exigua, 1213 nucleotides. RefSeq lists its product as uncharacterized. The record is from RefSeq and is a predicted model, not a curated record. The transcript has a single exon. Bases 271 to 786 code for a protein of 171 amino acids. Lineage: Eukaryota; Fungi; Ascomycota; Dothideomycetes; Pleosporales; Didymellaceae.